This is a messenger RNA of Pseudogymnoascus verrucosus, 1182 nucleotides long. RefSeq lists its product as uncharacterized. Lineage: Eukaryota; Fungi; Ascomycota; Leotiomycetes; Thelebolales; Thelebolaceae. The coding region runs from base 296 to 1039 and encodes 247 amino acids. The transcript has a single exon. The record is from RefSeq and is a predicted model, not a curated record.
CAUAAUGAUUUUACGUCUCUAUCAAGUAGUAUUACUUAAAAACUAUGUCAGACUCCGAUUUCCCUACAUCGUUGAAUAACGCUGAAAGCAAAUCAACAAAGCAAAAGAGCUUGCAUCGCAACACCUUGGAAUCAAAGCAAUAUCGGCUCAGCUCACGACUACCCAGGGAUGUUUUAGUAAGACACUAGAGGUCUUUCUCCAGGAUGGUCGGAAUGUCAUAAUCCAAUUCAGAAUCGAAGCUCUAGACGUAGAGCCGUUCUUCCAUGCUCGCAAUCUUCUCGGCGAUAUAGUGCCCAUGAUUGAAGCUACUCAUGACCUGGAACUGGUCGAAGCUGGAGUAUGGCCAUUUUAUAUGACCCGUAUUCCUGGAAAGCCUUGGAUGGAGUAUGAAGAUAUAUGGAACGAAACCCAGCGAGCUACUUGUUCCGAAUCUCUAGGUCGUGUCUUCGCUCGAUGUUUUGUUGAAGGCAACGCAGGCGAGGUAGUCGACUCCGAUAUCAUCCCCAAUCUACACAAGAUUCGCGCUCUCGCCCUCGAAAGAGAUGAUGUCAAGCCAUUCUCCGCAUUUAUUUCCAAGUUGAUCGAGGAGGCUCCGGCUUUGAAAAAACUCCCUCUAUUCUUUGGGCACCUCGAUUUAAAUGAGAUGAAUGUUCUUGUUGGAGAAAACGCUGAAGUUACUGGUGUUAUCGACUGGGAACUAUCACCUCCUCCUCAGCCAUUUGGUGUUGCGUGUUACUGUAUUCAGUUCCUGGCUGGAGAGAUAAUCGACAUAGUCUUCCGCCAGCGCCCCGAAUUUGAGGCUAUUGAUUGGGGGUUUUGGGAUGGGCUUCUUGAAGACACGCCGGCUGAAAUUCGUGAUUCUUUGGAAGCGAAUUGGGAGGCAGUACAGACUGCUGUGAUGAUUGGAACAAUAUUCAAGGUUAUGUCCAUCGAGGGCGAUGAAGUUUUUGUUUCGAAGAUUAGACUCGAUGCAUUGCCGAUGUUGAUGCGAUAUCGCAUUCCUGCUCUGAGAGGGGCGAGUAGGGCGUAUUCUGAUUAGAACAUCUUUGGGGGCUUAGGUAGUAGGGAGUGAAAAGGGGCAUAGUUUAAGAAACACAAGGGAGAAGAUCGAGGGGGUAAAAAUAUACCAAGAUAGGAGAUUAAGGUGGCAAAACUGAGAAUAUGAAAUAAUAAACAGAAGGG